Molecule: messenger RNA, 2587 nt
Organism: Tribolium castaneum (red flour beetle)
Lineage: Eukaryota; Metazoa; Arthropoda; Insecta; Coleoptera; Tenebrionidae
Gene: Sec63
Product: Secretory 63
Exons: 6
Coding region: 182-2431 (749 amino acids)
Biological process (GO): SRP-dependent cotranslational protein targeting to membrane; post-translational protein targeting to endoplasmic reticulum membrane
Cellular component (GO): Sec62/Sec63 complex
Molecular function (GO): RNA binding; transmembrane protein transporter activity
Source: RefSeq, a predicted model, not a curated record
GAUACAAUUUUAAUGCCUGUUAAUUGUCCUAAAAUCGGGUAAAGUCAAUUGAAGGUGGAAAGCCUCCACAUAACUGUAAACACGCUUGGCUCUCACAUGCCACAUGCGCAACAAUUUGAAGUAGGUUUCGAAUCGAAUUGUCAAAUAUUACACGUCGUCCAAUUUUAAUAAAUAAGAGGAAAUGGGGCAAAAAUUCCAAUAUGAUGAAAGUGGUUCGACGUUUUUCUACUUCUUACUAUCAUUUUUAGCCUUAAUCUUAAUCCCAGCGACGAUAUACUACUGGCCGAGAGAAAAAAAGAGAGACCCCGAGGAAGAGAGUAAAAAAUGCCACUGCCCCCCAUGUAUCAAGAAAAGGGAGUUCCAAAAGAACGCGGAUCCUUGGAAGGGCCCCAAGAAUUUUUUAAUAAAGCUAGUGAUAAUAAUUGGGUGGUUGCUACUACUGCUGUUAGCGUACAAAGUAUCUCAGUUUGAUUAUGAAAUGGCAAACUUUGACCCUUAUGAAAUACUGGGGAUCCCCCUUGGGGCGAGCCAAGCCGAGAUCAAGAAAGCCUACAGGAGACUCUCUCUCAUCCUUCAUCCUGACAAAGAUACCGGCAAUGAGAAAGAAUUCAUGAAGUUGUCGAAAGCCUACCAGGCGUUAACUGACGAUGAAGCGAGAAAAAACUGGGAGAAAUACGGAAAUCCGGACGGUCCCGGAGCCAUGAGUUUUGGGAUAGCGCUCCCGUCGUGGAUUGUGGAGAAGGAGAACAGCGUGUGGGUGCUGGGGCUGUAUGGGCUUGUCUUCAUGGUGGCGCUUCCAAUAGUGGUCGGGACGUGGUGGUACAGAAGCAUAAAAUUCACCGACCAAGUCUUGCUAGACACAACCCAGAUGUACUACUACUUUUUCCAUAAAACUCCCAACAUGGUGCUCAAGCGUGUAAUUAUGAUCCUAGCCGCUAGUUUAGAGUUUAACAAAAAACACAAUUCGGAGAUAAAAGAGCGAGAUUUGGACAACGAGGAGGUGCCCCAACUCAUCAAAAAAUUGCCAAAUCUGAGUGAAAAGAAUAAAGAAGCGCCCUUGUGUUACACUUAUAGUAUUAAGGCUCGUGCUAUCAUUCAUGCUCACCUGUCCCGCAUACCUCUAAACCCCAACACUUUAGAGGAAGACAGGCGUUAUAUCAUUGCAAAAUGCCCAACUCUAAUCCAGGAACAGGUCAACUGUGUCAAUCAACUCAUAGUAUUGGCGUAUAAUCGCAGAAUACAAAGAUUACCUACAAUUGAGACAAUAGAAAACUGUAUGAAACUGUGCCCAAUGAUCGUCCAAGGCUUGUGGGAAUUUAAGUCGCCUUUACUUCAACUACCUUACAUUAAUGAAGACAACUUGAAGUAUUUUAUGAAUAAGAAGAAGCCCAUCAGGUCUCUACAACAGUUUGCCCAACUAAAAGGGGACGAAAGGAGGAAUAUUUUGCGAAAUUUCAGCGAGCAGGAGUAUGACAAUGUGAUGAAAGUUUUGGGAAACAUGCCUUACAUUGACUUCCAAGUCAAAUACGAAGUUAUGGAUGAUGAGAACCCCACUGAAGUGACCGUUGGGGCGAUCGUGACCGUCAUAGUGACCCUAACCCGCAAGCCAAUGAGCACCUUGUUUGGUGACGAAACUGUGAAAGACAACAACCUGAUCAACGAAAACGGCGUUGACGGUGACGCUAAAGAAGCAGCUGCUGGUGACACUGAUCCUCAAGUCCCGGUAAUAAAACGUCCAGCUUGGCUGAAGCAAAAACGAGGCGGUGGAAAAAAGAACAAAAAACCUGUCAAACAACCGAAAGCCACCGCCGCAGUGGUUAAACCCAAAGCGGACGAGUCUCCAGUCCCAUCGUCCGACAAGAAGAAAGUCAAGGAAGAGAAAAGUAAAGAAGAAGAAAGCGAAGAGUCGGAUGUGAGCGACGCUGAAACGAACGACAAGUCGUCAGAGGAUGACAGUGUCCAGAAGUCGCAGAAUGAGGAUGAUGAUCAAGAGUGGGAGAAGUUCAAGAAGUUGCAUGAGAGGGAGAAGGCGUUGCAAGGCAAAUCAAAGACUUCGCAUCCAGUGCAUAGUCCUUACUUUCCUAACGACAAGCAGGAGUAUUGGUGGACGUAUAUUUGCGAUAGGAAGUCAAGGACGCUCUUAACAGUGCCUCAUUAUGUCACCAGUUUAAUAGACCAGGAAGUUGUACACUUAAAAUUCACAGCUCCAAACUGGGUAGGAGUUUACACUUUCACCGUGUGUCUGAGGUCGGAUUCGUAUAUAGGGUUUGAUCAGCAGAAAGAUAUCAAAUUAGAUGUGAAAGCUGCGCCUGCUGAAAUCACAGAGCACCCGCAAUGGGAGGAUCUGGAGGAGGAGGAGGGGUCGGCUAAGGAGGACGCCCACGAGUCGGAGUAUACAACAGAUGAAGACCUUUCAGAGGAUGACGACUGAUUUUUACAAUGUAAUCAAAGAAAGACUUAGAGAUAGCAUUUAUGUAGUAAAAUAUUAAUUCUGGUCAUCUCUCUUUAACUGGAUUCGACAUUAUUUUCAAUGUUAAGGUUUUGGGCUGUAUUUAUAUUUGUACCAUAAAGUGAAAUAUUUACUUUG